Molecule: messenger RNA, 2842 nt
Organism: Oncorhynchus gorbuscha (pink salmon)
Lineage: Eukaryota; Metazoa; Chordata; Actinopteri; Salmoniformes; Salmonidae
Product: thyroid receptor-interacting protein 6-like
Exons: 9
Coding region: 1-1692 (563 amino acids)
Biological process (GO): positive regulation of non-canonical NF-kappaB signal transduction
Source: RefSeq, a predicted model, not a curated record
AUGUCUGGUCCUACCCGGCCACCUCCGAAGACUCCGGGUAGCCCGGAGAGACCCGUCCCCCAGAUGUCCGACUCUGGACCAGCCGUGCACAGACAGCCGCCCAAGAAGGUCUCCUCGGACACCCGGCCCAAGUAUGUGGUCCAUGAUCAGAACAGAGGAGGUGGAAUGGCCACUAGGUACUUGGCUACAAGAUCCACAGCUGGGCCCAUGCAGCACCACCACCAAGAGGACCCAGGGUUUCACCCUAAAUCUAAUGACUACAACCAACCACCUACCCAAGGGCUUGAAGAAGACCAAUCCUUGAACCCUCACAUGGACCGCUACCAGCUGAUGCACCUUGCAUCUCCUGAGAAGCCGAUUGGAAACUAUUCGAACAUUGAGGGAGAGAUUGACUCGCUCACCUGCAUGCUGGCUGAUCUGGACAGCUAUUCACUAAGCAGCACACAGGUAGGCUACAUGACUACAUGGGACUCUGUACGACAAUGUGCCUUACAACAAACACAUCUCGGGGGACCGCUACAUCCCCUCAGCCCAGCCAGGAGCCCAAUCCCUCAUUCCUCCAGCCAUCCUGCACCCCCAAACCCCAGUGAUCCCCACCAGGGUCUCCAGUACUUCCCCCAGCCAGACGACACGGACGCCCAGGUCUCCAAACCCUACCCCCAGCAUGUCCCUGCCUCCUACACUACCGCCUCCACCCCUACUGGCCCGAGGCUCAAUGUCCAGGUCAAAACAGCCCAGCCUGUCACCUACUCCCAGACUGGUAGGCAAGGCGAGUGCCGCCGGGGUUACACCCCUCCCACACACCGCCAGCACACGCUGCGAAACUCGCCCCAGAAUCUCGCAUCCCAAGCACAGCAACUGCACUCUGAGGGGAGCUACAAGGUGAGUGCCGCCGGGUCUGCAGUGAGAGUAUCGCAGAGUCCUACUCCCAAAAGAGGCCCAGAGACUCCUCAAUCAGGGUCAGGCUCGGCACCAAGCUCCGCCUAUCAGCCCAUUAAGGGGAGAGCAGCUCUGAGACAAGAGGAGUUGGAUGGGCUCACAAAGAAGUUGGUGUAUGACAUGAAUCAUCCCCCAACAGAGGAAUACCUUGGUAGCUGUGCACGUUGCGGUGACAACGUCCUUAAUGACGUUAGCGGCUGUAUCGCCAUGGAGCAGGUGUUCCACGUGGAGUGUUUCACUUGCGCCACCUGCCACGCCCCUUUCCGGGGGCAACCGUUCUACGACCUGGACAAGCAGAGCUACUGCAGGAGCUGUUACAUUAGUAUCCUAGAGCGCUGCUUUAUGUGCUCCAAGCCCAUCCUGGACCGUAUCCUACGGGCCAUGGGCAAUGCCUACCACCCGCGCUGCUUCAACUGCGUGGUGUGUGGCUGCUGUCUGGACGGCGUGCCCUUCACCCUGGACACCACCUCCCAGAUCCACUGCCUUGACGACUUCCACAGGAAGUUUGCCCCUCGCUGCUCAGUGUGUGGCCAGGUCAUCAUCCCCGAGCCAGGCCAGGAAGAGACUGUCAUUAUAGUGGCGCUGGGCCGCAACUUCCACGUCAAGUGCUAUGUGUGUGAGGAGUGUGGUCUGCUCCUGUCCUCUGAGGGUGAGGAGCGAGGCUGUUACCCCCUGGACGGUCACAUCCUGUGUAAGGGCUGCAACACACAGCACAUCCAGAACCCCUCCGCCAAAAUCUCCACUGACCGCUAACCAACAGGGGGAAAUCACCUCUUACCUUUUAACCGAUGACCCAUCAAUCCUUCCAUUACUUUCACCUGCUCUGGGGUAAAAGUUGCCCUAAGGAACAGAUCUGGGAUCAGUUCUAACCCCUCUUUGAUACAUAACCUUAAUCACAAGGAAAUGUUAACCUGACUUGAAAUCAGUCACGAAGGGGAACUUCAUCCUCAUAGUUGUUCGUUAUUCUUCAGAUGCCCAAAGCUUAGGAAUUAGUAAUAGGCCUACUAUUGAACCUUAACCUGACAGUCUUCAAUGUCAAGUAAAAUUAAAUGAAUUCAUAAGGUUUAUAGGUGUAGGGUAUUGAAACGUGGCUGGAUGUAAGUUCAACCCAUAUUCCUUAUCGUCUGCUUUACACUAUCCUCUACCCCUACUCCCUUUCCACUCCACCUCCUUCCCCUCAGUCCCAUACCAGUACUGUAUAGAGCCCCUGACCUGCAGGCAGCAGGGACUGCUCCACUGCUUCUCACCCACACGAUCCUGCGUGUUUCACACUCUCACCCACACGAUCCUGCGUGUUUCACACUCUCACCCACACGAUCCUGCGUGUUUCACACUCUCACCCACACGAUCCUGCGUGUUUCACACUCUCACCCACACGAUCCUGCGUGUUUCACACUCUCACCCACACGAUCCUGCGUGUUUCACACUCUCACACACACGAUCCUGCGUGUUUCACACUCUCACACACACGAUCCUGCGUGUUUCACACACACCAUCCUGCCCAACAAAGGUGGGACAUGGAAGGAGCUCUAUGGAAAAUUACUGAUAGAUAUUGUGGAUGUGGAGGAUAAGUAGGAAGAUGAGGUGAUAUUGAGGAAUACAAAGUCUUCCUGGCUUGUGAGGUAACUGACCAGUCCAGAUAAUGGAACAAAUAUGGAGACCAAGUGGGUGUAGUCAGUGUGGUGCAGUGAGUAGUUUUUAGAAAGUAGACUGAAGGAAAGAUUGGGAAAAGAACGGGUCAUGUCAAUGCUUUGCUCUCAUUGGAUGUUAACACAGUAUGUAGGUUGUCUUAUAAUAUCUUGCACCACAUGUCAGAACAAAACAUCAAUAUUUUAUUCCACAGGACAGUGAUUUGUAUAAUGAUAAUUGGUAUUGCAUUUUAGGGAAUGUUACUUUUAUACCA